Molecule: messenger RNA, 1824 nt
Organism: Telopea speciosissima
Lineage: Eukaryota; Viridiplantae; Streptophyta; Magnoliopsida; Proteales; Proteaceae
Exons: 2
Coding region: 1-1824 (607 amino acids)
Molecular function (GO): nucleic acid binding; zinc ion binding
Source: RefSeq, a predicted model, not a curated record
AUGAAGAAGUGCGAAGACGAUGCUAAGGCAGUAAAUAUACUUCUAGGCUCCCUGGUGAACAACGAAUUUGCUAGAGUGAUCGGUUGCACAACAUCAAAGGAGAUUUGGGAUAAACUUAAAAAUGUCCAUGAGGGAGAUGAUAAAAUUAGAGAGACAAAGCUGCAACACCACAGGAACUUGUUUGAAGGGUUGAAGAUGUCUGAGGCAAAGACAGUUGAACAGUUCAUGAGCAGGGUAAACGAAAUCAUCAACUCCAUUAGAGGGUUAGGUGAAGAAUUGAAGGAUGCAGUAGUAGUGAAGAAAAUAUUGAGAUCUUUACCUAAAUUAUACAACCCGAAGGUGUCUGCAAUAGAAGAGUCAAAAAAUUUGAACACCUUGAGCAUAGAUGAGUUGCAUGGAACUUUAACGGCUUAUGAGAUGAGAAUGGUAAAGUCCAAACCAAUAGAGAAGGAAGCCGCAUUUAAAGCCAUGAAGAAACUAAAAAUCAAGGUAGAUAGUGAAGAUGAGGAUUCUAAUGAUGAGUUAAUAGCCUACUUGGCUAGAAAACUCAAGAGAGGCAGAGGCAAAUACAAGGGAAAACUUCCCUUGAAAUGUUUUAACUGUGGUGGAAUUGGGCACUUUGCUUCAAAGUGUCCCAAGAAAGGCAAGGUUAUAGAUUCUGAUGAUGAAGAUACUCAAGAGAGUAGGUUCAAGAAAGGGAAAAAGAAGUUCAUUCCUAGAAAAGGAAAUUUCAAGAAGAAAAGUCUCAUCUUAAAGAAGUGCAAGUCUUCUUCAAAUGAGUCAUCAGAAGAUGAUGAUGAGUCAGAUGAUGAGUCAUUUGAGACUUUAUUUAUGACACUUGAAGACAAGGUGCAACACAAGACUACUUAUGAGUCUGAAGAAGAGGAAGAACAUGAAGCUGAGUAUGAACUACAAGCAAAGUUGUAUUCUGCUUUAACUAAUCUCAAGGGUGCCAAAAAGAAGAUAAAAACCUUACAGAAUCAGCUUGUGGAGAAGGAGGAGCAGGUCAGCCAAUUAAACAUUACUGUUGAAGAGAUAACCAUGAUCACUAAUGAGCUGAGUAUCAAUCUAUCAUCCAAAGUAGAGGAGUGCACUGUCCUUGAAGAGAAAUUGAAGAUAUUGAAGAUUGAAUUAGAAGAGAUACAGACUAUGAACUUACAAGAAGAAAUUACAUCAUCUCCUCCAGUUAACAUUUUGAAAUCCAAAGGCAAGGAAGUUGUGUCUCAACCAACUGGAGUGGAUAUUUCAUCAUCUAGAAAGUCAAAUGAAAAUGUGUUAGAUGAGAUCCUUAGCCUUCAGAGACCUUUAAAUUUGAAGACUGGCUUAGGAUAUGUGAAAGAAGGAUCUUCUGGAGCAGUGAAGACCAAAGGCACAGGAAUUGCAGGAAACCCGGUGAGAUUUGUUAAGGAGAAACAGAGGGGAUCACAGGUUAAAAAGGUUGCUAAGAGGACAGUUGACAAAGAUGGGUUUACUUCAGUCAGUUAUCAGAAGACAGCUUUCAAGGCACAUAGCAGACCAUCACCAUGGAUUCUUGACAGUGAUUGCUCGACUCACAUGACAGGUGACAAGGGAAUAUUUCUGAGUCUUGAUUCAAUUGAUGGUGGUUCUGUCAGGUUUGAAAACAAUGAUGGGGCAAAGAUAGAAGGCAAAGGCACAGUGAAGCUGGACACAGGAAAUGUCAAGACAAAUAAUGUCCUAUAUGUUAGCAGUCUGAAGCACAACCUGCUCAGUGUGAGCCAAAUUUGUGAUAGUGGAAAUCAAGUCUUGUUCACCAAGGAGGGUUGUAUGAUCAAGAAGAUAAAAAAUGGAAAGACUGUGGCAUGA